AUGGCUUCACUCCAUUCCCGCAAAAAUGGCGGUUCUAAACUGAGAGAUUCAAUGUCGAAGAAACAAAAUAAUGGAGUUGAAGAAACCCUAGACCGUUUUAGUCAGUUGCCGGACGCACUCCUGGUACAAAUCCUCUCUCUUUUGCCGACCAAAGAUGCCGUCGCAUCGUGUUCUCUCAAAACGGUGGCGUUUUCUUUGUUGUCAUUCUUUCGGGGUUUUAGUCGUCUUGAAAUAACUUCCUCAAAUUUAAAGAGACUGACAUUGUCAAGCCAUUGGCGGCCUGAUGCCGAAAAUGAUGGUUCUUUAGAAAUUAUUGCCCCGUAUCUUCAGCAACUGGAGAUUUCAGGAAAUCUUUAUAAUCUCAUGUGUAGGCUUGUCGAUGUAUCUUCCUUAGUUAAUGCGAAGCUUACUUUCAACAAUAAAUGUAUCAAAGGCAUCGGGGCUUUAGGUACAGGUGGCUUUGAUGGUGAGGAAGAAAAUUGUGAUUAUUCUCAUCAAGUUUUGAGGACACUCAUGCAAGAUUAUCUUCAUAAGUUGAGUUAUGCAACCGAGCUAUCAAUCGGAAAUUGCUUCAGAGAGGUCCUGUGCGCCUUGAAGUUUGGAGGGGUGCAUUGGGUGCUGAUUCCAGACCUGAAAUGCAAAUAUCUUACACUAGAGUUGCAUAUAGGAAAGUUUAAUUUGCAUGGAGUAGCUGGACUUUUGCGAGCGUCACCUCAUACGGACACACUCAACAUAGACAUCGCCAUUAGGCCUUAUGAUAGUUCCUGCCGCCGCUUUGAGUCAAGAUAUUUGGCCAAAGGAGAUAAUAAUGAUAUGGAGAGUUGGAUUUCAAGCUUUCAGUUUCCCAACCUCAAGAAUGUUAAGAUUGGCAUCUCCGUCGGGGUGUGCUUGAAGUACAGUUUCCAAUGGCAAUUAAGAAAGCUUUUCAAACUUUCAGAAUUCCUGUUGAAGAGUUCAACGAUUUUGGAGAAGUUCACUAUCACAUCAGAGAAAAGAAAGUGCAAGAGAUGUUCAAUGAACUGUGAGUCCCGACUUUUAUCUCAAUUGGCUGAGAAAUUAUUAGGUUGUGCAAGAUCCUAUGCCAAUCCUGUAAUUAUCUUCCAGGAGUGAGCUUUCCAUGACUAGACUGCAAGUAGUUUUCUGUCUCAGGAUACGAGAAAUUUCGCCUUAAUUGAGUUUUUGAUAAACUGCUUACACAAUCAUGAACCUUCAACUUCUCUGGGUGACAAGUUUCUACUCUGUUGAACUUACCCUUAUGGCAUACUUAAUGUUAUGGUAGCUUGGUUUUCUCAUGAAGCUUUUGUUUGUUACAGUUUAGAUGUUUUAUAUAUGCAUUGAGAUUUCCUCGCAACACUUGUUUUCCUUGACCUACUAAGAUGAGCACAUCUACAAGGCACAUUUUUAGUGAUAAUUAGCCUUAUGAAGUGUUGUUUUUUGCUACCUAGCUUUGUCAGUUGCAUCAAGGUCUAUGAAUGUGAAAUGGUUCCCUUUUUGGCUGUU
Molecule: messenger RNA, 1500 nt
Organism: Nicotiana tabacum (common tobacco)
Lineage: Eukaryota; Viridiplantae; Streptophyta; Magnoliopsida; Solanales; Solanaceae
Source: RefSeq, a predicted model, not a curated record